Molecule: messenger RNA, 1016 nt
Organism: Phytophthora sojae
Lineage: Eukaryota; Oomycota; Peronosporomycetes; Peronosporales; Peronosporaceae
Exons: 7
Coding region: 1-885 (294 amino acids)
Biological process (GO): protein folding in endoplasmic reticulum
Cellular component (GO): EMC complex
Source: RefSeq, a predicted model, not a curated record
AUGGAGGAGCGCCGCGAGCGCCCGUGUCCCCUCGACGCCAGCGCCGUCGCAGAGGGACAGCGCCACGCCAGCGCAGCGCACCUAACAGAGUGCAACCAGCACUCGAGAAGACGCAAGCCCAAGCCGUUCAACAGCCUGCAACCAUCGAUGGAGGUGGAGGAAUCUCGGAUUCCCAUCGUUGUUCCGCCACCUCCGUGUCAACGGAUGCUGCUGCUGAGACCGCGCCGCCGAUACACACCUGUGCGCAAGUGCCAGCAGCCUGCCCAGAUUCGUCGCGCUGCUGCCAUCCUGCUGCAUGCAGGAGCUCCUGGGGUGACCCAACGCUCCCCUCUGCGUCAUAAUUCGGACCUUGGACGCACGAUGGAGCAGCGCAAGUGGCACGUGCAGCUGAACGAGGGGCGCGAGAGCGACCUGCCGCACCGGUUAGAGCCCGUGGGCUUCUGCAAGGGCGUCUCCGCCGACAAGGACGCCAACGGAGCUGUGGCCAAGGCGGCGGCCACCAACACGUCGGAGCUCAAGAAGAAGCGCGCCAUGGAGAUCGGCAUGGCCCCGUUCAAGAGCCUCCUGCAGACGGCCUUCAUGAUGUGGAUGAGCGGCAACUCCAUCAAUAUCUUCAGCAUCAUGAUCACGGGCAUGAUCAUCAUGAACACGGCCAAGUCCCUCUUCAACAUGAACAACGCAUUCGCGCCGGUGAACGACGGCGUGAUCGACCUGACGCAACCCAAGGCCGUGUACAUGGCGGGCAGUCUCGUGGGCGCGGCCAUGGGCGUGUACAAGUGUUCCAACAUGGGGCUGCUGCCCACGACGAGCGCCGACUGGACGUGGCUGCUGCCCAUCAAGCAGGCAGUCGAGACCUCGUCGUUCGUGCACAGUCUCGGCCACUAGCUAACUCGCAGUGGAGUCAGUCAGCCACGAGAGCCAAGGCAGUAAGAGGUUGAUGUAAGUUAGCAUUUACUCAUUGGCUUCUUUUCAAUUAGUACACGUAACUGCAGUAGAGAGCGGAACUGAAGACGCCC